GGACGCAAGAAGGUGCAGCUACAUCUUCCUCCCUGGUUUUCCGUGUACAUGCUGGCCAACAGCGCGCUGGUCUUCUCCUACGCGGAAAUGAUGGGGAGGAUCAAGGCACGUGCUUACGCAGUAACUGUAACGUUGGGCAUGGCUUGCCGCGCUGACCAUGGCCUACAGUUACAAUUUCGUACACCCGCGCUCGGGAGGCGGUACGACGGGCGCCGUUAUGGUGCUUUCCUGGAGGUCCUUCGCCUCCUCCUGUUCUUCGGGGUGUCCUACUGGUACCCCAUGUUCGGCAGCGCCACUACUGUGAGGCGUGUGUCCUGGAUGAACCUCCUGAGCCUACUGAUGUGGCCCGUGGUGGCGAUCCUCACCUUCAGGAGGGCAGAGAAGAGCUGGAAGACGAAGCCACAGCCUGGCGAGGCAGCGAAGAGAAAGUGAACUGGCAUCACGUUUCACAAAUGUUGACACGUCGAGGCUGCAAUCUGAUAGUAUUGUCUCGACUAUUUCCCUUUUUGUAACUGACAAAUUUUGCAAAACAGAGUGCUUCGUAUGCUUAAAAUAUUUUUCUACA
Molecule: messenger RNA, 565 nt
Organism: Penaeus monodon (black tiger shrimp)
Lineage: Eukaryota; Metazoa; Arthropoda; Malacostraca; Decapoda; Penaeidae
Exons: 2
Source: RefSeq, a predicted model, not a curated record